Messenger RNA from Hylaeus volcanicus, 2719 nucleotides. RefSeq lists its product as uncharacterized. The record is from RefSeq and is a predicted model, not a curated record. The transcript is spliced from 8 exons. Bases 81 to 2126 code for a protein of 681 amino acids. Lineage: Eukaryota; Metazoa; Arthropoda; Insecta; Hymenoptera; Colletidae.
ACUGCAGACGAUUUUCACGCGUAGCACGAUCUACCUCGCAGUCUUCUAGCCGAGGAAAGUUCUCGUCUGAAGGAAUUCAAAUGAAGAAACUGGGGAUAAUCAUCGCGAUGACGGUGGUUGUCAGCGCGUACAAGGAUGAAAGGAGGACCCUGUCACCUUUAGAGGACUUCCCGCCUUACCAAGGAACUAGGCAACACCCACCUUUCCACGAGCAACAUCAGCCAUUCCGGGAGCAAUCGCUCAAGACGCAACCGUAUCAAUCCUACAGGCAACGACACUAUCGUCAGGAGACUUCGUCGUAUCCUGAACGACUGUCCUACAGGGAUCAGCCGUUCCUGAGAGAUUAUUCGUCAUCGAAAAGUCGACCGUUCUACGGGGACAGCUCGUCCUAUCGAGACGGGCCAGACUUAAAGGGACAGGCUUCGUUCUUCAUAGACGGAACGUCGUUCAGAGACCACCGGUACAGGGAUCGAGACACAGUCAUCAGGAACGAGCAGUCCUUCCAUGACCAGGCACUGAACGAGCAGUAUUCUUACCAACCCCAACCCUUUGGCGAUGAUUUUCGGUACUCAGACUCGUACGACAAGCUGACCAACUCUUACAAAGAUCAAAAGUAUAGUCAACCGGAGUCCUUUGGUAGGGAUCAAGAGUAUUUGAAGCACGGAAACCAUGGUCUCGGUUACGUUUCCAUGCCACCGGUUUCACCCUACGAGAACGCUCUACCAUUGAACGAGGAAUCGUCUACUACGACGACAACACCGACGUCGGCGUCGCCAACCGCUCAACCCUUGCAAGAGUCUACUGUCUCAAACUCAACCACCGCUGAGGCUAUCACCCGACUUCAUACGUCUGCGACUUCCCAGCCGAAAAUGGCUUUACCGGUGACAAUGCCAAGCGUGAAAUCCGAUACGUUGGCUGAUUCCGGUGCUACUACCAACCCUCCCACGCCGACAGUUUCCACGGUACCAGCCGCAUCGGUCACCUCGAAGCAAUCUACGAACCUGGCUCAUCCACCGACAGUUUUGCCCACGAUGGCCAGCUUGCCUGUCAUGACCACGGAAUCGCCGUUGAUAUCCUUCGGAAGACAGCCGAUGACUCCUGUCGAGUUCCCACCGUCAAGGUUCACCCCGGCUGCGUCUUAUUACGUCCCCAACGGCCUGAAGAACAAGUUCCAGCAGUCUUUGCUCAGCUAUCUGCUGUCGCAGCAGGCGAAAGCUUCUGUCAAAAACAACGACCAGAAUUCGGUGCUGGAUUACGCGCUCCCAGACGUGUUGAACAACAGCGUGAACAAGAUUCAAAAUUUACCGCUGAAUUACGCGCUUUCAGACGUGUUGAACAACAGCGUGAACAAGAUUCAAAAUUUACCGCUGAAUUACGCGCUUCCAGACGUGUUAAACAACAACUUGAACAAGAUUCAGAGUCCUGUAUCGAGCUACGUGCUUCCGCAGGAAUCGAAGGACGCGCUAAAGGAUAACUUGCAGAGCUCUCUGUUGAGCUAUCUGCUGCAGUCUCAGUCGAAUCGUGGUUUAUCGUUUCAACAAUCUUCCUCACCGGAAACUCUGAAUUACAUUCCGCUGGGCAACACGUUGGUCGAGAGACCGAAGCUCCAUAUGCCAAAUAUACCGAUCUCGACUUUGUCAACAGUUUCUCGACCGAUCCAGUCCAUAAACUACGUUUCCACGAUGCCCAGAGUACCCACCUUCAUGACUCAAGACACGCAGACGUCUUCUGAUAUCCCUUUAGGUGCGACGCUAGCCUCCGGCCUGCCCCAGAGCAUCUCUGAGACCCAGUCUACGAACGUAUUCAACAGUCUACCUGGCGGGUUCAGCGGCAUAUCUGCGAGCAUACCUGGCAGUCUCUCAUCGGGCGUUUCCACAGGCAUGCCAACUUUGAACUUGGCUCAGAAUUUCCAACAUUUUGGCCAGCUGCGGCCAUUCGAAGCGACAAGAAGUCAGCCGCUCUCGUACUCCACAGGAUUGCAGAUGCAGCUGGGCGGUUUCGGCGGGAUGGAUUAUGCCUUACGGUCGAGUAAUCCUGCCCCACGGCCACUGGAGCUCGGCAUCGCGAAAGUGGGCUUAAGUAUGCCGGAGUUACCGCGACACCAGCUUCUCCAAGGUUGGGCUUAAUCGGUACUCGUGGUAAACGCACGCAAGGACUGCAACACACUUGGCCAUGUACGGAAUAUAUUUAUCAAACUGCCAAAGUUGAACAUAAUCUAGGUUAACGCUACAAAAGAAAAGUGUUUCAUAGUUUUAUAAUUUAGUUGUAGGUGUUAUCUAAUCAUAAGUACACGUAACAUAAUUUACAACGACAUGGAAAUAAAGCGUUGUUUUCAAAAGUGUUGUUACGCCGAAGAAAAUGUCAUUUAACGAACAAAUACUACCGACACACGACGUUUUACCUACGUUAUCGUUGAGUUUGUUCCUUGUCUCGCCGAUUCUUUCAGUCUACAAUGGUCUAACGGCCCGUAUGUUUUUCUUAUUACGAAGAAACUCCGCUGUCGACCUUCUUGCGCGUUACUUUUCCGUGUUUUAUCGCUGCAUCACCUUUUCUUUGCCUGUUAAUGGCCUCACGUGAACGAUCCAGGACGUCUGCGAGAACAAGGGUUCAGUCCCUUACAUAGUCCCGAAGGCGCCCUUUGCUUCGGCGGUAUUCGUAAAAGUCGAUGUGAAACGAUUUCGUUGCAGAUUGGAUUUGGUCGAGGAUUGUAGUUCUCGAA